Messenger RNA from Perognathus longimembris pacificus (Pacific pocket mouse), 2571 nucleotides. It is a transcript of the gene Slc25a22, whose product is annotated as solute carrier family 25 member 22. The transcript has 9 exons. NCBI's taxonomy places the organism in Eukaryota, Metazoa, Chordata, Mammalia, Rodentia, Heteromyidae. Gene Ontology annotation, biological process: malate-aspartate shuttle; L-glutamate transmembrane transport; aspartate transmembrane transport. Gene Ontology annotation, molecular function: L-glutamate transmembrane transporter activity; L-aspartate transmembrane transporter activity. Bases 206 to 1204 code for a protein of 332 amino acids. The record is from RefSeq and is a predicted model, not a curated record.
CUGUGUGGGGGUGGCCCCACCCUCUGAUUCUGCCCCCUCUCCCUUCCAGGUGGCCGACACCUGGACAUUCCCCUAACGGUGGAGGACCGCCCCUCCCCCUGGGUGCCCCCCACCCUCUGCCUCCGGAGCCCCGGCCGCCGCCGCCACCCCUCCCCCUCCCCCGCCGGUCCUCCACCUGGCCUGCAUCACCCCAGAGCCGAGUUCCAUGGCUGAUAAGCAGAUCAGCCUGCCGGCCAAGCUCAUCAAUGGCGGCAUCGCGGGGCUGAUUGGGGUCACCUGCGUGUUCCCCAUCGACCUGGCCAAGACGCGCCUGCAGAACCAGCAGAAUGGCCAGCGCAUGUACGCCAGCAUGUCUGACUGUCUCAUCAAGACCAUCCGCUCGGAGGGCUACUUUGGCAUGUACCGGGGCCUGUCUGACCCCCGCAUCCCCACAGGAGCCGCAGUGAACCUGACCUUGGUGACCCCAGAGAAGGCCAUCAAGCUGGCAGCCAAUGACUUCUUCCGUCACCAGCUCUCGAAGGAUGGGCAGAAGUUGACUCUGCCCAAGGAAAUGCUGGCGGGCUGCGGGGCUGGGACCUGCCAGGUGAUUGUGACCACACCCAUGGAGAUGCUGAAGAUCCAGCUGCAGGACGCAGGCCGCAUCGCUGCCCAGAGGAAGAUUCUGGCUGGGGAAGCGCAGCUUUCGUCCCAGGGGGGAGCCCAGCCCCCCGUGGAGGCGCCGGCCGCUCCUCGGCCCACGGCCACCCAGCUGACCCGGGACCUGCUUCGCAGCCGCGGCAUCGCCGGCCUCUACAAGGGACUGGGGGCUACGCUGCUCAGGGAUGUCCCUUUCUCCGUUGUCUACUUCCCCCUCUUUGCCAACCUGAACCAGCUGGGCCGCCCGGCAUCGGAGGAGAAGUCCCCCUUCUACGUGUCCUUCCUAGCCGGCUGUGCGGCCGGGAGUGCGGCUGCCGUGGCGGUUAACCCCUGUGACGUGGUGAAGACUCGGCUCCAGUCACUGCAGCGAGGCAUCAACGAGGACACCUAUUCGGGGUUUCUGGACUGUGCCAGGAAGAUCUGGCGGCACGAGGGCCCCUCGGCCUUUCUGAAGGGUGCCUACUGCCGCGCCCUCGUCAUCGCCCCGCUGUUUGGCAUCGCCCAGGUGGUCUACUUUCUGGGCAUUGCCGAGUCCCUGCUGGGGCUGCUGCAGAGCCCCCAGGUUUGAGUCCACAGGGCCACCCCGGCCCCUCAGCUGGGGACGAAGAAGGGCUGUCAGCCCGGGCCUGAGUGAAGGAAUGUUUCACCUCGCCCUGCCUCAUCACAAGGGAGGCAGGAGAGGGGAGGCAGGGUCCAUGUGGGGGGCACACACACAAAGGCCCCACGGGGUCCUGAAGAGAAAACCGUUGGGAUCAAUGUCUUAUUUAUGUAGAAAAUGCAGAAAUCUGUACAUUCCUCAAGCCAGUCCUUGACCCAGUCCUGCCUGGCCUGAAGACCCCCAGGGACAGAGCUGGUCUCUGGGCUGGGGUCCCCAGGCCCGGGCUGGGCAGGCUGACCCUACCCCUGAGUCCACCAGCUCCUGUCUCCUAGGCUAUCCUGGUCUACAAAGGGGACCCCCCCUACACCCCCAGUGAAAAAGCCUAUUUAUUUAACCUGCUGCAUCGGUGUGUCUCUACCCGUCCUUCUGUCCAUCCGUCCAUCCACCCCUGCUGCUCUUCUCACUUUGGCCAGGACUCUGCUCUGCCUCCCAGGCCAGCCUUGAAGAAGAACCAGAGGACAGGGUCUCCUGCCCCAUGUUGAGCCCAGGUUUUCCAGGUUGAUGGGGGUCACACUGAGUUCUGACUCCCAGAUCCCUCCCCCACCCCCCCCACACACAGGUGUACACACACACUGGGAACUUCUGCUGGCUCCUAGGCCCUCCACGGAAGGUGGGACCUAGGCCCCAUGAUGUGUUGUUGUGCGCCUGUGUUGUGGGGGGCAGGUUGUGCCUCCCUGCCCUCAGCUGAUCUGGCUGCUCGGGACGGAGCGGAGACGAUACCGCUGCUCUCCUGCUGCUGUGCUGCGGCCAGGCACUGUUUGCUCUGUGGGCUGUGUGUACCUCACCUCCUCUAGUGACCUCAUCCCCCAGUUUUUCCCCUCAGCCUUUCUUCUGAGACACCCGCCCCCGGAAAGGGGAAGGGAAGACAUACGGGCCAGUAUGGACCCUGGGGCCGCCUGCUCUGCUGGUGCCCAGCCCUGCUCUCUAGGCCUCUGUUUAAACCCCUGGCCCCCCCAGUCCUGUAUCCAUGUGAAUUGAGGCAAGCACCCUCCUCGCCCUGGCCAUGUGGUUGUGUUGGUGAUUGAUCCUGAAGUGCUGGUGCUGUGUCCCCAAACCUAGCCCUCCCUGUGGAGGCCCCUUCCCAGUGACACUACCUGGGGCUCAGGUCCAGCCCCCAGUCCACGGUUGCUCCAGGGAGCUGCCCCUUCCCGACGUAUCUGUACCUUGAAAGCUGCUGCUGCUGCUUACAGAAUUAUAUUUUUUUUCUUUUGAAGAGUUUUAAGGAGUUGUAAUUUUUGUGUCUUGUCAUGUAAUGAUAAAUAAAUAUUCUAAGUAGA